GCUCCCGAGUGCUCCCCAGCUGGACAUCGCAUCCUCCGCAGCCCAUAUCGCAGCACCAGGUUCGACUCGCUGGAGCUGCAGCAAACGUCUGCUCAGGACCUGGUGUGUGACCACUCAUUGCCACCAGCAUGGUACCGGUUCAUGAUCAACAACACGCCUGCAGAAAUGCCAACAAGAUGCAUUGAAAUGAACAAGUGUGGGACACAAGCUCCGGUGUGGCUGUCGCUGAGGUCUGAAUCCCUGCCUGCUCCAGGUGAAAGCAAGCACCUGAUGGCCUGUGCUACCUGGCAGAUCUUUGGAGGCACCAAGGACUGCUGCUUGUUCCGGAUACCCAUCACUGUCAGGAACUGCAUCAAGUUCUUUGUUUAUCUCUUGCAGCCGACUCAAGGAUGCAUGGGCUACUGUGCAGAAGAAAAACUUCCAAGCCUGACUUUACAGCCAGUGAUAACUUCUGAGCUCGUGAGAGGUCGUGCCCACCUGAAAUGCGCCUAUAGCUCACCCAGCUGGGGGCUGAGCUACACGGUGCUCUGGUCACGUCUGGUCACCCCGGGCAAACAGGAGCAGAUCCAUCAGGACACCACCCUGCAGACGUGUUCCUACCUGGAGAUAAGCAGCAGACAUCUCCAGCUGGGAGACACAGUAAUGCAGCAACGCGUGGUCCGGCACUCUGCGGGGUCAAAUCCCAUCUGAAAGCUCCGCUGGGUGUAUUCUAGGGCUGCUCCUCACUCCUUACAUUUACAUCUAAAGUGAAAAAAAAUAUCAAAAUGAAAACUUGAUUUCAAACAGGCUUAUAUAAUUUUUACCGGAUUUAGGACACAUAAUAUUUCUUCGGACUGCAUGGUGUUUGUUGAAGCCGUCCAUUUUACUGUUUUCUAAUGGUAACAUUACACAUCCAUGACAGCCUGAACACCAUAAAAGUGGUACAAGUAAUAGAAACACAUGCCUGAGACAGUUCUAUCUUAGUGUUGUUGUACUGUGCAGCAGCAAGAAUCUGCACUAGACACAGACGCAGUUAUAUGCACUCAGUAAUUUUUAUACUCAUGGACCAGAGACACAAUAGCAUCAUUUCACAGAACAGAAAGACAGGACAUUUUAAAAUAGAGUGAGGUUUAUUUUUAUGGUCUUUUUCAUGGUGUUCUGCCUCUCUGAUUCCAAAUUUGUGGUUCAAUAGUAUGCUGAGAGAGAAUUCAUUACAAAACAAUCUUUAAGAAGUUAUUUGAUGGCUUACAUGGCAACACAGAUCUAGCGUCAACAACAACAACAAAGCUGAAGCCAAUACAAGAUGUGGAAAAAAUUGACUUGUGUAUGAAUUCACGGCCUUUCACGGUACUAAAAAAGACUUUAAAAGUUAAAUUAGGUUCAUAACUUUUACAGGCAGAGAGCCAUUAGUGAUGCUACAAUGAACUGAAAGAAUAAACAGGGAUAAUGGCCUUGUGUUAAAAGUAGGUUGGAAAUAGUCUUGACAUUUCACAGCUCCUCUUUAAGAUAGUUAACGAAUAAGCUUUUUGCAGUUCUUGAAGAGAUGAAUCAUUUAUAACCAUGGCACAAUCUAGAUAGGUUUUUCUCUUAUUCGUCCUCAUAAUUAUGCCUCCUGAGUUCGGAAUCUGACGGAUGCAGCCCUCACUUAUACUACAACACAAUGCAGAAAAUUAUGCCAGUUUUCAAGACAAGUUUGUGUUACAAAGAGAUAUUUUCAUCAAAGCAAUUUCAUGUGUAAUCACUUCAAAUCUAGAUUUAACAAUCCUGAGGGAUUCAGAGAAAAUAUAGUUCUACUAACUAGUUUCAUCACCAAAUCCUUAUAAGACCAUUUUUAUUAUAUUAAAUUUUCGGUAAGCCCUUCUUGUCCUCUCCUGAAAGCCACAUGUUUAAUUUAGCUGGUCUGGUGACGUUAAAAUGUUCUUUGCCUUGCUAGAAUUUUUAUCUAGUUAUUCUUUCUAAACAAACUUUGCAGCCUUUUUGAUUAAUUACACUUAGCCAUAAAUCAUCGUUGAAAGCCAAACAACAAAGCCCCAGCUGAAGCUGGGAAUUCAGUUUUAGAUAGUAGAGAUUUUAGAAAGGUACAUAUUUGCCAUCUCACCCAGGGUUUCUGAUAACAGUCAUAAAGGGCUGGAUGCCCCUUUCAUUCCAGAGGUGUAAACCUGAAGUAUCUCCAUAAGCACUGAUAGGGCUACCAUGAGGGAAUGGUAAUGCCACCCAUAGGGAGAUGCAGACCUCGAAAACUAAACUUUGCUGCACAGAUGUGGUUUGGGCCCAGGAUGUUGCAAACAAGAUAUAAGUGGAAGGUAUUUUUUCCUUUUUUUUUUAUUUUUUAAAUUACUUUUACAAUGAUUUAUAUUCAAGCUAUAGUUUAUCUAUCAGAAAGUCCCCAGGUAAUGGGUUAAUCAUAUAUAAUCAAUAUAUUUUAACACUCAGUCAAACCUCAGAGAAGAGUAGAGAUUUACCAGCCAACAUUUCUGAAUUUGCAUUGACUAAACAGCCACUUAUUUUUUAAUAGCUGUCAGGUGUGCAUUUCUCCUCCAUCUUUUGGCUCCAGUUUUGUUAUUUCAGACAGUAAUGUUGGCAGUAUAACAUUCAUGAAACUAUUGCUGUUUUAAAUAAAUCUAUAACACGCCGCUGUUUCUAUUCGAGCACUGAAAAAAGCCUACUUCAUGUGAUACAAAAAUCCUGGCAUUCUGAAGCCUUAUUUAUGCGAUGGUGAGAGAGGUCAUUUAAUUCCUUGAGGCACAGCCAUCUAUAAAUUAUAGCGGCACACUGUGAGUAAUGAGUUAUGCUAAGAAAGGUGUUUAGAAGAAAACUGUGCAGUUUUGCUCAGUGCAGCAAUCUCGAAGUUCAUACAAUGAGGAGCAAUUGUCACUACACAUAAACUAUCAUAUAGUCAUUAAGGUUGGAAAGACCUCUAAGAUCAUCUACUCCAACUACUGACCCAUCUCCAAAAUGCCUACUAAUCAUGCCACUCAGUGACACAUCAACAGGUUUCUUGAAAACCUUCAAAGAUGGCAAUAAACUAAAAAAGCUUUUUUACUUAAAUAUUUACUUAAACAGACUGGGCAUUUUGUAGGACACUGCAAUACAUCAAAAACGUGCAACACAUCAAAAAUCCAGCAAAAGACCAUAAAUGAGUACCUUGAUAUACAACAGAGUUAAUUUUCACACUUGACAAAAAAAGGAGUGAAUUUUCCCAGCGCUUAAAUAUGAAACCAAUCCCAGUCAUUGGACUUAGCACAGCAACAGAGACAGGAAAAAUUACCUUUAUGUAGGUUACACCUCCUCUUAAAAUUUGCUUCUGAAACUUCAGGCAGAGAGUGAAGAGCAUUUCCACAGAAGCAGAGCUCCAGGUGAGCUUGGAAUGAGGGUAAAGCAGUAACAAGCAGAGCUUCUGAGGAGCUACCUCACUGCUCCCCUGGAAUACUUACCUUCAGCUCUGCUCCUCCUUUCUCCUCUUACAGGCUCUGAAGCACAGCUGCUCCCUAUAGAACCACUCUUCCAGCCCUGGCCCAUUGGCAUUAAAUUGAGCAGAAUAGGACAUUUGGAGGCCUUUCAAGCCAUCACCAGAUACGCUUUCACCUGUCAAGAUCAAUUCCCUGCCAAUCCUUCUCUUUCAAGCCCCCAGUGUGCAUGAGAGGCUCUACCUUGCAGCCCCUUGCCUGCCUUUUGACAUGGGCUGUGCAGCUCCAGUUCUGGAGUUAAUAGAGAAAAUUUACUCAGUCUUCUGUACCGUACUGAUAGCACACAGACGUCCCUGUCCAGUCAAUGGGCAGAGGUAUCCCAAGUGCUCACCACUCAUGUUGAGAAGAGAGCUCUCUACAGAUGGCCAAUGUUAAUUACUGACCUGAGCAGCAUCAGGUCCCCCGCCUCUCACAAGACUGGCUGUCUGGGUCAGAAAUGUGCUUCCAUCCACUCCUAGUACUCCAACCUGGCAGCUCUCCUCAUUUUGGAGACAAGUGUCACUGCCCUGGGAAGAUGCUCUCACUACACGCUCAAGCUCCCAUAGAUGAUUCCUGCAAUGCAUUCAAAACUAAUUAGAGAUGUGGAAAAGAGUGAAACGUAAGGGUCUUUUUCUGUUUGAAAUGAGUAGAAAGAACAAAUUUGGGCAAAAUUUACACUCAAGAAGCUUUGAAGAAAGUAUGAUGAUGUGCAAGUUGUUAAGGAGAAAUUUGCUAAAGAUGAUGACAGCUUCCAGAAUUAAAAUACUCUCCCAAAUCAUUUCCCAGAGCUACCCGACCUCCACCAAAUCAAUGGCUGAACUCUGUUUCUCAGCGAGUAUGCAGCUCACAGGAUUCACUAUGAAGUGGAAAGAAACCUGAGUCCACUUAAAGGCAUAAGCCUGCUCCAAAGCAUGGGAAAUAAGACAUUUCUUAUCUACUAAGGCAUAUUUCUAGCAGGAAUUUGUGCCUAUAAGUAGUUUUCUGCCCUAUAGGAAGAUAUACAGAGAAGGAACAGCCUACAGCUGGCAGGGAUCAAGUUAUCAAAGGCACCCUUAAACUCUGUCCCUUUAAAGGGGAUGCUGAAAAACAAUAUUAUUUGAUUUUUUUUUUUAACAGAUCUGAUGAGUUUGUGGAAAGCUACUGCCUAACAUGUCAUGGCCAUCAGCAUGUGGCUGUCAGUGCUGCUUUUAUCUCUUUACUUUAAAAAAGCAGCAUUCGUAGAUGGAGAAGGGAAAGA
Molecule: messenger RNA, 4662 nt
Organism: Meleagris gallopavo (turkey)
Lineage: Eukaryota; Metazoa; Chordata; Aves; Galliformes; Phasianidae
Source: RefSeq, a predicted model, not a curated record